AUGUCUGCUAUAAGGGUUCUUCUUAUCACACUACUUCUACUAUCAUGCCUUGUUACUACCGAAGUUGGUUCAACAGCUCUGAAAAUGCAUGUGAUCAAGCCUGGCGAAGGUCUGGUCGAAAGACUUCAGGGAGAAAAGGAUGGAGGGUUAAUGGACUGUUGGAAUGCGUUACUAGAGUUGAAAUCCUGCACAAAUGAAAUCAUACUUUUCUUUCUUAACGGAGACAGCUACUUGACAAUGGAGUGUUGCAGAGCCAUUCGUGUCAUCACUUAUGGGUGCUGGCCUUCAAUGCUUACUUCUCUUGGCUUCACGUCUGAAGAAGGUGAUAUUCUUAAAGGUUAUUGUGGUGGCUCGCCUCUGCCACAACCUAUUAUGCUUGAAGGUCUACAUGUAUGA
Messenger RNA from Lactuca virosa, 396 nucleotides. Lineage: Eukaryota; Viridiplantae; Streptophyta; Magnoliopsida; Asterales; Asteraceae. The record is from the annotation of a GenBank genome assembly.